This is a messenger RNA of Bactrocera neohumeralis, 7087 nucleotides long. It is a transcript of the gene zld, whose product is annotated as DNA N6-methyl adenine demethylase. Bases 1054 to 5130 code for a protein of 1358 amino acids. The transcript is spliced from 3 exons. The record is from RefSeq and is a predicted model, not a curated record. NCBI's taxonomy places the organism in Eukaryota, Metazoa, Arthropoda, Insecta, Diptera, Tephritidae.
CGCAAAAUAAAUAAAUUAAAAAACUCAAAGUUUAUUUACGCCUAGCGCGCCGGGCAGGCGGCAGCAGAAUUCGCCACACAACAAAAUUCGUUAGACACUUUAGUUACGUUUCAUUCUACAUGGUUGUUUUUGAGUUCAAUUGAGUUUAAUUAGAAAAGAUUUUGAGUUCAUAAUGAAGUUCACAAAGCAACAAGCAAGUAUAACAAAUAUAAAACAACUACAACAACAAAGAAGCAUUACAACGCACAAAACGAAGUUCAAUAAAUAACGAAAGCGAAAAAUCAUAAAAAAUAUAAAACAAAAUACGCAAGAAUAUUAACAAAAACAACACGACGAGUAACGAAUAUUACAAAUUGGCGAAAAAAAUUGCGAACUAAUAUUUACAAAAAUAACAAAAGAAAAUAUGAACAAAUAAGAGAUUCACAAAUAACACUCGGUAGCAGCCGGCGAGUGAGACGAGCAGGCCCAGCAAUUAAACAGCAAGUGGUACGAGUGUGUGCGAGCGAGUGAUGUGCGCGGAGAGUAGAAACUUUUCUUGUGCAAAAAUUUAAAAACAAAAAUAUUUCAGUGAUUUAUGGAAAAGAUCACACAAAAUUAAUUAUUUCAACAAAAUUGCCACGGAGUUUCUGAAAAAUUUGGAAAAGGAGAAUAAAGCAGCCAGCAGCAUACGCGGCUGCAAGCAUUGCCGCCGAGUAGCGCGCAUUUGCGAAACAACCGCAACAGCAGCACAGUUUCUUCGAAAAUCAGCAACGAGCUCCGAAUGCGCAGCGAGUCAGCAACACGCGACGAACGAUUGUAAAAAUCGAAAUAAAAAACACACACGCAUACAGACAGUGUCAAACGCAGCGACGCAGCACAGGCAUUAAUACACAGUUUGUUGCAGACACGCAAUGUGCUAGAGUGCUAGCCAGCUAAGCGCUAAGAGACAGUUGCGAUUUUACGCAAAUCAAGCAACGCGCCACACAUUUCGCAGCCAACAAGUAAAGUUAUACUUUAUAGCACCUUUCAAGCGAACAGUAAUCUUAACAACAACACGCACAACAUAUGUAGUUGAUGGCCUCAAUUGAAACAGAGAUGCCGCCGAUGCAUGCGGCUGAGACCGGUGGCGUGGCCGGUGGCGGUGUAGCCGACAAUGGCAGCAAUAACAGCAACGGCAACGCUAAUGGCGGCAACAAUGCCGCAGCAGUCGUCUCUAGCGGACCACAUUCGAACGGUAGCGGUGUCGGCGAUGCCGGACAACCGGGCACGAAUAGCAAUAAUAAUACGAUCAGCGCGGCUGCAGACUCCAGCGAUAACCAGCCGGGCACACCGCAGCCACCCACUAAUGGCCAAUUAAUUGCCAACAACGAACAGCAACAACAACAGUUGGGUCACAAUCCCUACGCCAUGUACAGUUCGGUGGCGACCACAACGAAUGGCAACGUCGGCUUGCCACAUAUGUACGGUAGCAGCAUUUACGCUACAGCUGGCAGCCAACCAGAUAUGCAGCAGCAGCAGCAACAGCAACCACCAUAUCCCAGCUAUCUGAACUCAUUCGAGCAGUUCUACCAACAGCAGCAGCAGCAGCAACAACAACAGCAACAUCAAGCGGGGGCUGCCAUGGAUUAUGGACUGAUGUAUGGCGCUGGUGGCAACAGCAAUGGCAGCAGCGACUACAAGUCCAACCAGUCGGCAGUUAGCAAUGUGCGCUAUCACCCCUACCUCAACAACCCGACUUCAUGCAGCACCGGUGACGGCAACAAUCGCAACGGCACGCCGGAAAAUAAUACUAACGGCGGCACGUUACCGCUGCCACAAAGCAGCACCGCCGUGUCGACCACCACCAAUUCGCUGAGCCCACGCUUAGUCAGCUCCAGCAGUCCAACAUCGACUUCGACACACAUGCAGUUAAGCGGUAGCUCUACAACCGGUUCGCCGGGCGGCAACUGCAAACUACAAUGCAAGAAAUGUGGACUCAUGUGCGCCAGCGACAAUGAGCUGCAAGAGCAUAUUACCAAUGUGCAUGGCGCCUCGCCAUAUGGCAGCAGCGGCUACUCCAGCUCGCCGUACAUAAAGGAGGAACUCUCUUCGGGCUCGCAACAGCAGUCCACAGCCACACAGGGCGGCAAUCCGGGUGAGCUACUAGAUUUGGAUUCACAAAAGAUGGUUUAUCCGCCCGCACCGGGCAGCAUACAAUCACUGCUACAUCAUCCACACCAAAUGCAUGAGCCAGCAGGUGGCAGCGAUCCACUGCACUCCAUGCACAGCAUGCAACAACGCGCUCUACCCGGUUGGGAGCAACCACAGCCGCCAAAUAAUGGCAUGCAGGAGGGUAUGCCAGCCUACAUGCAGCAACAGUCCACACAACCGCAGCCAGGCCAACAGCAGACUGACUUGAGCGGCAAGCCACCGCAUGCGAAUCAAUCGCCGUAUUACUCGCCCAAACAGUCGCCUUAUCAUGUGCCAGGCAGCAUGCCGAACGGCGCAACUGGCAUGUCUAUAAAACAAGAAUAUGGCUUGAUCAAAACUGAGUACCCCGACUCACAGAAUUAUGUGGAUAAGUCUUUCGAUCCCACUGUAACCGCUGAUAUAUGUCAACAACCCCCGCCCUCCGUACAACAACAGCAAAUGAUGCCGGUUUCCUCAAGCCCAGCUGAGUUUCCUACGACCACAACUGGGCCACAGGAUCCGCAACAGCAGUAUCGUGGCUUUGAGCCACCCUCUUCGUCAUCCGUUAAUCCAGUCAGUUUGCCUACUAAGGCCGCCACUUGGAAGUCGAAUGAGGCACGUCGGCCGAAGACAUACAACUGUACCGCUUGCAACAAGUGGUUCACUAGCUCGGGACACCUGAAGCGUCAUUACAAUACCACCUUGCACAAGAACGCAGUCAAGUCUAGCGGUCAGCCAGAUCCAGCAACGCUGCCAAUAUCUGCGCACCAUCAUCCGACACGUGAUCCAACCACAACAACUAAGUCACACAGCCGGCGUAAUAACGCUAGUGCCGCUGCAGCAGCAGCAGCUGCCGCCGCCGCCGCCGCACAACAACAGCAACCACCAGCACCGGUGCAGCCACCCGAACCGCCUAGAAAUUCGCCGGACUUUGCACAGGGUGCGGGUAUGGGCAUGUCGCAGUACUCCGCUUCACCAUCGCCGACACAACAAAUGCAGAUGAACGGUGUACCGUAUGGCGCCAACCCAGGCGGCUAUCAGCCACAACAACAGCAAUCGCAAUACUUAAAUCAAGUGCAGUCAUCGACGAAUAGUCAUUCGCCCAGCCAUAUAAAUGUGCCGGGUAUCUCGCCAAACAACUCACAAACCGUCUUGAACGGUCACCCAAACGGGUUAGCAGGUCCCUCCGCCCCAGUAACACCACAACCAAUGCCGUCCUCCCACACGAGGGGCCUGCUGAACAAAACAACAACCACUACCACAAAGAGCGAACCCUUGGAGGACAACUACCCGCACAACAGCAACAGCAACAACAGCACAAUGCACAUUCGCUCGCCACAGCAGGAAACGGAAUCGGACACGGAUCCGGAGUUGGACAACACGCUGUCGUCGGAGGAGCGGGAUCGCUCCCAAAUGGACAUGGAAAUGCUGCAGCAGCAGCAACAGCUACAACUGGAAGAGGAGGCAGCAGCAACAGCAGCAGUGGCAGCGGAACAGGCACAGGAGGCCGAGGUACAGUUACAACGCCACCGUCAGGCACAGGCGGAUCUGGAGCAGGGGGAGGAAUUGCAGGUUUUCCACCAUCAGCUGUUGGAGGAAUUGGAGGGGCCGCAACGGCAUUAUCACAACACAACGCCCACGCUCAAUCCGGCGUCGGAGCACAGCAUGCGACCGCUAUCGCCCCUUAUUACCUCCCACCAGCACUACCACCAGGAGCAGCUGCAGCGUCCGCCGGGAAUGGUGGACAACAUUUUCUCUCCCAUGCAGCCGCCAGCGGCAGUCACUAUGCCAGCCAAUAUAAUGGAUCCCCAAUACAACAUCCUACCUUUGGGUAUCAACACGCCGCCGCUGCUCAGCAGCAGUAUGCAGCUGCUGCCGCCGCAGCAGCCCAUCACCAGCACCAGCACAGCUACUAUGGUCAAUAUGGGCAGCAUCCAUAUGCUGCACAGCCGCCACCACACCCAGCAAGCGGAGCCGGAACAGCCGGAGCGGCUGGUGUUACCAUCCAUGCGCAGUAUGCUGCUCAACAAUACCAGCAUACAGUCGCCGGUGGACCACAUCAAUUCCAUCACGCCGCAGCUGCUGCCGCCCAUCACCACCACCACACAGCAGCUGCUGCCGCCGCUGCAGCAGCAGCCGCAGCUGCACACCACCAACACCAUUCCAUCAUUCCAGCAGCUGCAGCAGGAGUCGGAGCUGGCGCCGCUGGAGCCCACAAUGACUUAUCACACUACUAUUGGUAAUGAGACGGCAAUGUCUAGCGAAGAUGGAGAAGUGAUUACCAUUAACAGCAGUAAUAGCAGUAACGAAAGUAACGACUACAUACACUUGUCCACAAUGGAUCCGUACAACGGAAUGCAACCACAGCAGAUGAUCACCGCUGACGGGCAAUUACUACAGUUUAUGCCCUCUUCACUCAUGGGUCAGCCGUUCUUUGCAUUGCCUCCGCAUACCACUUUACGUGAGUCAUAUCCACGUUCACCGCAAGAGGGCGACUUGCCGCCGGCUCAUACGAUUUUAGGCAAUGGUGUGAACAUGCAAGAGCACCUGUACCUACAAGAGCCAUCGCAGACAAUGGACAGCGGUGCAGUUGCACCGUAUUCACCAAAAACUGAACUGGCCAGCCCGGACACGACCAGUAAAAGCGAUAUUAAUACAACCGUUACAAACCAAAAUGAUGAAAGCGACAGCUCUACCGCUGGCAACAAUACCAAUAUAAUCGACACAACCACCGAGAACACCACCGCGAACGGCCGAAAAAACGCCACCAAAAAAGUUGCGAAACCACGUAGACCAACUAAGCGUCAAAGCGCAUCAAAACGGAAGAUUUCGCCCUCCCAAUGCACCACUACGCCCCGCUCCAUCACGUUACCGAAUGGUCGUGUCAAAUGUCUGGAAUGCGAUAAGGAGUUCUCCAAAAACUGUUACCUCACUCAACACAACAAGAGCUUCCACUCCGUUAUUAUCGCUCGGGGCUACUAACGACAGCAAUAUUAAAGGAAACCCCAUAUAAAGCGAAAAUGGCGAGGAAAAAAUGCUGUGCUAUACGUAAGACAUCCGUAACGAGAAACAUUUAUGAAGAAACAAGAAAAAUAUAUGAUGAAAUUGACAUAAAAGUAAUCAAGAAAGAAGCUUUUAGAGAAGUUAAUGAAACUCUGAAGAAAAUGAUUGAGAAUGUUAAACAAACACUAUUUGCUUCAAAUAAAAGUCUUAUAAGACUCUUAUACAUAAAAAUACUCGUAUACAGAACUCUUCUACGAACUAAAAACAUAUGUGUGUGUUGUAAUGAAGACAAAUGCUUAAAGAUAGGUGUAAAAGACAGAACAGAACGAUUAACUAAACUCUUAUACGAUACUUUUUUGAUAUUGUGUUUGAUAAAUAUUAUUUUGGAAGUUUCUUAAGAGCUCUAUCGAAUAAUUUUUCAGACCAAAACGCAAUUCUUAUAAGAGCAGUCGAAGUAAAUAGCAUACAUCCCAUUCUUAUAUGACUCUUAUACAAUAAAAUUACAUUAUAAAACUUGUAUACAAACCAUAUCGACAAAAAGAAAAACUGUAAUAAACAUUGUAUAAAAUUUUACAAAACUGCUUAAAGCUAUUGCACGAUCCUGCUGAAUCUCUUAUACGCUUCCGAAACAAUCUUAUACUUGUUGAAUAUACACCAUACAUCUUUUAGAAAAUGUAUAUCGAGGAAACUAUGCCAAUAAUUGCAAUGAAAAGUGUAAAAGCUUUGUCAAACUCUUAUACGAACUUCAUAAAUCUCUUAUAUGGCUCUCAGUAAAGCCUUUUACGUUAUAACGAUAUACAAAUCGACUUCAAAAUCAACCUUAUAAAACUCAUUUAUGGGUACCGACCAAUAUAUAGACGAAAACUAUAAGAUUUAUAACACGAGGACGUUAUAAAACUACGAAAGAAAAAAGAAACGAAGUAUAGAAUGGAUGAACGAAGUAUAGAAUGGACGAACGAAGUACUCUUAUAUGACAUUUACGAUUUCCUACGAGUAACGAAGUUGAUUUUGCAGUAAAUGUUCGAAAGAAAAAAGAAACGAAGAAUAGCAUGGACGAACGAACUGCUCUUAUACGACAUUUACGAUCUUAUACGAAUAACGAAGUUGAUUUGGAUGUAAAUGUCCAUGAAACACGUUUGAAAAAGUUCUUAAACGAUGAAGAGUUGCUUUCUAAACUCCUAUAUUACAACUCUUAUACGACUCUGGAAUUUACUGAAGCGUGAUUUCGGAGAAAACAGAAAAUAAUUCACCGACGCAUAGUAUUUAGUAAAAAUUAAGAAAAUCACAACUUGGCAGGGAUACACCAUAUCUGGCAUAACAAUAAACAGGUAAAUAAAAAAUAUCGAUAUUACAAAAAUUACAAUAUUUCAUAACAUUAAGGAAAAAAAUAGUAAAAUUAAGCAAAAAAACUUACAAAUUGAAGCUAAGCAGUUUUAUUGAAAAAAAAUAUUAAAUUUAGUGUGUUAAGCAGCACUGUACGAAAACUAUUUCAAUGUACUGUAAACGUAAAUAAAUGUAAUUUUUCGGCAAGUUUAAGCAAAAUUUUAAAGAAUUAUCAUAAGUUAAGAACGAAGUGAAAGUAAAGCAGCGACAUAUGGCGAAGAAAAAGAAAAUGCAAGAAAUAUGUUUAAAAACUGAAAAUUUGAAAAAGUAAGUUAGCAAAAUACAAGUAGCAACCACUUUUUGUUUAAAGUUGUUAAAAAAAUUAAAAAUAAUAAAAAUUAAAAUUUUGUUUGCAAAUUGUAUGUGAAAAAUUAUUGUUUAAAAAAACGAUGCAAUAAUAAUUGGCAAAUAUCAACACUUAUGCAUAUCAGUGGAAAAUACAAUAAAGAAAAAAUAUUUUGGAAGAAAUGUGGAAGAAUGUUUUUUGCGCUACUUUAGCUUAAAAUAAUAAAAAAAUAUUUAUGUAUUUUAGAUUUUUGUUAUUAUUUUUUAU